Messenger RNA from Aptenodytes forsteri (emperor penguin), 1331 nucleotides. It is a transcript of the gene STK16, whose product is annotated as serine/threonine kinase 16. The coding region runs from base 1 to 855 and encodes 284 amino acids. Gene Ontology annotation, cellular component: cytoplasm; Golgi apparatus. Gene Ontology annotation, biological process: protein phosphorylation. The transcript is spliced from 6 exons. The record is from RefSeq and is a predicted model, not a curated record. NCBI's taxonomy places the organism in Eukaryota, Metazoa, Chordata, Aves, Sphenisciformes, Spheniscidae. Gene Ontology annotation, molecular function: protein serine/threonine kinase activity; ATP binding.
AUGCCACGCUCGGCUCCUCGCAGGGGCUUCAGCUAUGUGGACCUGGUGGAGGGUCUGCGGGACGGACGCUUCUAUGCCCUGAAGCGCAUCCUCUGCCAUGACAAGGAGGACCGCCAGGCUGCCCUGCACGAGGUAGAGAUGCACGGCCUCUUCGACCACCCCAACAUCCUGCGUCUGGAGGCCCACUGCAUGGUGGAGAAGGGCACCAAGCAUGAAGCCUGGCUUCUCCUGCCCUACGUGAAGGGGGGGACCCUCUGGAGCAAGGUGGAAGCACUGCAGGAGAAAGGGACCUUCAUGUCAGAGCAGCGGAUCCUUCUCAUCCUCCACGGCAUCUGCUGCGGGCUGCAAGCCAUCCACAGCAAGGGCUAUGCGCACAGGGACCUCAAGCCCACAAACGUGCUGCUGGAUGAGGAUGACCGGCCUGUGCUGAUGGACCUGGGCUCCAUGAACCAAGCUCACAUUGAAGUCAACAGCUCUCGGGAGGCCAUGGCCGUGCAGGACUGGGCUGCCCAGCGCUGCACCAUCUCCUACCGUGCCCCUGAGCUCUUCACGGUGCCGAGCCAGUGCGUCAUAGACGAGCGCACAGAUAUCUGGUCCCUAGGCUGUGUGCUGUACUGCAUGAUGUUUGGGGAGGGCCCCUACGACGCCAUCUUCCAGAAGGGCGACAGCGUGGCUCUGGCAGUGCAGAACCCCAUCGCCAUGCCCCCCACGACCAGGUACUCGGCUGCCUUGCAGCACCUGCUCUCCUCCAUGAUGACGCUGAACCCCCAGGAGCGGCCCAGCAUAAAUGACGUCCUCCACCAGCUGGAGGGGCUGCAGCCAGCGCCGGUGGGCCAGGACACCACGCAGAUCUGAGCCCGUCCCACCCCGUGGUGGCGAUGUGCCCUGACGAUGAGCCAGGGGAAAAGCAGCUGCCUUCGUCCCUGCUCCCCCGUGGAGCCGUUGCAGAGGCGAUUGCCGCACUCGGGGAGAGAUGCUGCUCUGUGCCAGAGGUGUGUUGGGUUUGGAGUGAUCUGUGCCCUGGAUGCUGCUGCCUGGGACUUGGUCUGUGCCCCAGAACUGUGGACAUGUGACCUGCUGCUAAACACGGGGCCCUCGCCGGCUGCUGCCUCCCCUGGGGGUUGCAGAGGAGGAUGCUGUGGGAUCCCCCAGGUGACGGCAACCGUGGCCCUGCAGCUCUGCACCCCAGGAGGGUCACUCCUGCCCGGGGCAGAGCUGCAGUCUGGGUCCCAGUGUGGUGCUGGAGCAAGGUGGGGAGGACCCGGCACUCGGUCCGCCACUGCUCUCAGCGCCAACGUUGCCUUGUGUUCGGAGUAAAAGAUGUUCUUGCG